Messenger RNA from Mus caroli (Ryukyu mouse), 4162 nucleotides. The record is from RefSeq and is a predicted model, not a curated record. NCBI's taxonomy places the organism in Eukaryota, Metazoa, Chordata, Mammalia, Rodentia, Muridae.
GUCCGUGGUCCUGAAAUGCUAAACUGCGACGCGCGCACUGACGGGAGCGGUCAGGUUUUAUGGAAGGUCUCCCCUGGCGAUGCCUAAACCACAGCUGUGUGUCUGUUAUUCACUCACGUUCGCAAAGAUCAGCUAACAUUCUCAGUCUUAAUUCCACUCUGCCACUCUGCCGCAGAGCACAAUUACGCCGGCGCGAUGGGAGGAGACCAUGUUAAGGCAGGAAGCUAACAGCAGCCGCUCACCUGAGGCCUAGGAAGCUCCCAAGGGUUCUGAGAGCUAUGAGCUCUGAUCAGCAAAGUCACCAUUUUAGACAGUAGGGUUCUUUUGCUUUUUUCCUUACACAAGGGUUCGAUGACGUUUCUGGUCAAUCUGAUUAAAAGACAGCGGAUUUGAUUGCGAUAAGACUUCAAAACCGGGAAUUUACGUUGUUUUUCGGUGAGGUGACUUCCAGAACAGGGACUCAUCAGCACCCGCCCAAAUACCACGGCACUGCGCGCGCCCUCGGCCACCGGAUCCUCCCCUUCCAAUGAGACUUUGUGACUGUGUGUACCAAUUCUCCUAUUAGGAAACCCGUGGGCUGCAUGCAGCUAUUCUGUUGUACUCUCUUUCUCGCUCUCCCUCCCCUCUCCAACUCACAGCCUUGCUGGAAAGCUCACCUCUGCUGAGAAGAAAAAGCUCUACCUUAACCAACUAAGACUAUGCUCAGAAUUCGUCUUUCAUAGCCACUACAAUUUAAAUCUGGUAAGGCUGGACACCAGUCUUUACAAGAAUGGAGUCGGUAAAACAAAGGAUUUUGGCCCCGGGGAAAGAGGGGAUAAAGAAUUUUGCUGGAAAAUCCCUCGGACAGAUCUACAGAGUGCUGGAGAAGAAGCAGGACAACCGAGAGACCAUCGAGCUGACAGAGGACGGUAAGCCCCUGGAGGUGCCUGAGAAGAAGGCUCCGCUAUGCGACUGCACGUGCUUCGGCCUGCCACGCCGCUACAUCAUAGCCAUCAUGAGCGGCCUCGGCUUCUGCAUAUCCUUCGGCAUCCGCUGUAACCUGGGCGUGGCCAUCGUGGACAUGGUCAACAACAGCACUAUCCACCGCGGAGGCAAAGUUAUCAAGGAGAAAGCCAAAUUUAACUGGGACCCCGAGACCGUGGGGAUGAUUCACGGAUCAUUCUUCUGGGGCUAUAUCAUCACCCAGAUUCCGGGAGGAUAUAUCGCAUCGCGGCUGGCUGCUAACCGGGUCUUUGGGGCUGCGAUACUGCUCACCUCUACCCUCAAUAUGCUGAUCCCAUCUGCAGCCAGAGUGCAUUAUGGAUGUGUCAUCUUUGUUAGGAUAUUGCAAGGACUUGUGGAGGGUGUCACCUACCCAGCCUGUCAUGGGAUAUGGAGCAAGUGGGCCCCUCCUUUGGAGAGGAGUAGGUUGGCUACAACCUCCUUUUGUGGUUCCUAUGCUGGAGCAGUCAUUGCAAUGCCCUUAGCUGGUAUCCUUGUGCAGUACACUGGAUGGUCGUCAGUAUUUUAUGUGUAUGGUAGGUCACAUUUAUUUACAAUAGAAGCAAUGGAAAAAUUUAAGACCCCAUGGAGGAAGUUUUUCACGUCCAUGCCCGUCUACGCAAUUAUUGUUGCAAACUUCUGCAGGAGCUGGACUUUCUAUUUACUGCUCAUCAGUCAGCCAGCCUAUUUUGAGGAGGUUUUUGGAUUUGAAAUCAGCAAGGUUGGCAUGUUGUCUGCGGUUCCUCACCUUGUCAUGACAAUCAUUGUGCCUAUCGGGGGGCAAAUUGCAGAUUUCCUAAGGAGCAAGCAAAUUCUCUCAACAACGACAGUGAGGAAGAUCAUGAAUUGUGGGGGUUUUGGCAUGGAAGCCACACUGCUUCUGGUUGUUGGCUACUCUCAUACUAGAGGGGUGGCCAUCUCCUUCUUGGUGCUUGCAGUAGGAUUCAGUGGAUUUGCUAUCUCUGGUUUCAAUGUUAAUCACUUGGAUAUUGCUCCAAGAUAUGCCAGUAUCUUAAUGGGCAUUUCAAAUGGCGUUGGCACGCUGUCGGGGAUGGUCUGCCCUAUCAUUGUUGGUGCAAUGACGAAGAACAAGUCCCGUGAAGAAUGGCAGUAUGUCUUCCUCAUUGCUGCACUUGUCCACUAUGGUGGAGUCAUAUUUUAUGCACUAUUUGCCUCAGGAGAGAAACAACCUUGGGCAGACCCUGAGGAAACAAGCGAAGAAAAAUGUGGCUUCAUUCACGAAGAUGAACUGGAUGAAGAAACGGGGGACAUCACUCAGAAUUACAUAAAUUACGGUACCACCAAAUCUUACGGUGCUACCUCGCAGGAGAAUGGAGGCUGGCCUAAUGGCUGGGAGAAAAAGGAAGAAUUUGUGCAAGAAGGUGCGCAAGACGCGUACACCUAUAAGGACCGAGAUGAUUAUUCAUAACGACGCUAGUUGCUGGAUUCAUUUGUAGUGUUUGUGAAUCAAUUAAUUGUGAUUGCACAAAAUAAUUUUAAAAAUGUGGUGUGAACAUGUAAACAUAUCAACCAAGCAAGUCUUGCUGUUCAAAAACAAAAACAAAAAAAAUCUGAAUUCAAAACAGACCAUAAGAUUCCCAUCAAGUGCAAUCUGUGGCAGUUGUCACGUUAUGCCGUCUCCAUUAAGGCCAUUUGUCCUUUCGUUUGUGAUUUAAAGGUUUCCUGUAGAAAUAAGUAGGUAUUCGUUGGACCCAUCACCAUGUUAGAGAGCACAACUACAACAGUUGGCACAUGCCAUCCUACAGAAGUUAGGAAGCCAAAGCUACUGGAUUAUGCAAACUGCACUUAUUCAUUUAUUACACUGGACUGCAAACUAUCCCAGGGAAAUCCUGUCUAGAGACAUAGUGGAACAGGAAAGAUGGCUAGAUCGGGUAUUGACUAUAAUCAUUAUGUGUCUAUCAUGGAGUGGCUAUAUCUUUCAAUGAAGAACUAUAUUGUGUAGCUAGCAAAUUGUACUGAACUCUUACUAGGAGUGCACAGUGUGUGAUAUUUUGUGAUCUUCCAAAAGCUUAUCUUGCAGUGUUUUGUGAAAUGCUUGGGCACAAACACUUAUUUUUAUGAAUGAGAGCUUGUAAAGGGAGGGGUAUGCUCCAUGCUCCCCCAUUCACUACCUGACAGUAUCAAACCCUUCACAUUUCAAUAAAAUCCAACUUUCAUGUAACAUAUCACAUAAUUUUUUUUUGCAAAAAAAAUAAGAAGAAAUAGACUUCAAUGUAUUUUUUAUUACAACUUUGUACUGGUUGUAACUUACAUUAGGAAAAAUGAUUAAUAUAUGUAUAAUCAUAAAGAAUCUAAUAAAAAUUUACUAUGAUGAUAUAGCCCUUAAAAUGCAAUAUUAACAAAAUAAAUAGAAAAUUUAGAUAAUCUUCCUUGUUAACUAGAGACUAUAUGAAACUCAUGCCACAAAGCUAUAUAUAAUAUGAAGAGAUAAACAAUAGAGAUUCUAUAUGUAGACAAUUUUAUUGCCUAAUGUCCCACAUAAGAGAUAUUUGUCUUGAGUAUAUAGUACAAAAUAUAUUAAAAUUAUAUCUACAUCCCUGUAUAUCUUAUACAUAUCCACUCACACAAACAUAACAAAUACUUUUCACACAGAACCAAAAACAAGCAUACACCUAAUGUUGGGUUUGGGGAUUGCAAUUUCUACUUUCAUAGAGUCAUAGAAUUUUAGAUGGAAAAAAAAAGCAUUUUGCUCGUCAUUUCUUAAUAUAAUUCAACUGGAACUGCAACAUUUGUGUACCAAGCAAUAAGUGCAAAGCAUAACACCUCCUGUUUGUAAAUUAUCCCCAUGUUGCUUGUGGUAGCAGUGAUUUCUUUCUUUUAAAAAAGUUAACCUCAGAGCUCUUUCUAAUGUUUUGCGCUGAUAAGAAUGCACAUCCCAAUUAAAUGCAAAAUGUCACCUGGUGUGUUUACCUGUCUGUUUUGGGUAUUUGAUCUGUCUGGUGUCCUGUGCUCUUGACUGGAGGCCCUGCUACUGCAAAUAUACAACGUGAAGUUUGUUUCUAAAUGCAAACCACUCCUGACCUUAAGGAACUGAAGUCCCUCUCUGCUUUGUGUCUCAAAGUACUAUCAUGUGACCAUAACCUUUGCUGUGCUGAGUAAAGAGAUGUGAACUGUCAUUUUGUUGCUGCAAAACAAGUGUUAAUAAAAUGUUCUAUUUACC